CUUCUCGAAUUUACUAGUGACGUAAUGUUAAAAACACGGAUAAACAAAGCGAGUCUCUAGGCCACGACGAAUCCAUUGUUUCCUCUGGGCGCGGCGGUACUUGUCACGUUUCGCUGUCGUUAUUCUAUCGGGUGUCAAAUUAGAUCCAAUACCGGAAACUAUAAGCUUUCUACGAUAAAAUGUCCAAAUUCAAACUGCAGAGGGAUAAGAACUGGCGUUUUUCUCUUCCAAACUCACGUAUCGUCUUUCAGGGUCUUUCAUUCCGUCGACUUCUUAGCAACCAUCAGUUCUGCAUAAUGUCUCGAAUAGCCUACAGUAGAUCUUACAUUCGGUUUCUCAUAUUUAUUAUCGUUUGAACACUGUUUUCAUCAUCACACAUCACGCACAGACAAAUACAAGUGUGAGCUCUACGUGGUAUGAAUUCUAAACGUGAAAUUUACGAUACGGGCCGCAUUAAACGACCUUGGCUUUUCAGUAUUAUCAGUAACCCGUGUGUUAUCAAGACUCAUUGGUUUACUCUUUCAAUUUAAAUUUCGAACUAAGCCUUGCAGGCAUGUAGACAAAAGGUUCAGCGGGAACCGGAAAUAAUACUUAGGAGAAACGGAAAUGUGACGUUAAUGUAUGUGUGUGAAUCUACGUCAUCAUGGCUUGGACUUUGAAUGUGUGUGGAACUCGUGUUAACAGCCUUUGUGCAACGACUGGUGGUAUAUAGAAAUAUAACACGUGCAAGCAGAUAAUGGUAUUAUUAUUAUGGUGUCAGCACGUUGUUAAUAAAAAAAUAGUUGUACGGUAUCAUCUGAACAUGAAAUAUUUGUUUUCAAGCCGAGAUGGGAAAGGCGCGAAAAAUCAACUUCCGGUUGACGCGCGUGUUAUACUUGUAUUUUGGCGGGAAACAAGCCGGCAUCAUCUUGUUUCGAAAAGGAAGAGGACAAAGAGGGAUUUUUUUAUCUUCUCGGGCAUAUUUACACCCUCCUGCGUUGUAUUUUUAGAUCCGAACAUUUUUGCAUGCAGUUAUUUAAGGGGAGUUGUUCUUUUCUUCUUUAUUCUUCUUCUUGAGAAUGUCAAUCAGUGUUCCUGGAUCUGCGGGAUCCCGACGAAGCGGUUAUUUUCAAAAUUCAAAGCAACCUAGUUCCAACAUCACUCCGUCGAAUACCGCAAGGAACAGAGCUUUCAAUUCAGGGAACCAAGAAGGCUCAACUUGGUCUUCAUUUGUGACUGGGAAAGCUUCCACUUCAAAAAGACCUCUUUCAUGUUCGACUAGUGCACCAGGGUCAUCCAGAAAGAGGACGCUUGCUUAUUCCUCUUCUUCUGUGCCGUCUAAAGCGAGUUCUCCAUCCUCCUGUACAGACAAAGAGGAGACAGAUGAAAGCAUUUGUGAAGAAGAUAUCACUUCUCAUAGGGAAAACAUUGCGUUUGACGAGAGCGAUGAAGAAACAAAUAUUAAGACAAUAAUGUGCACCGUAUGGAGUGGAAGCAAGCUUGGGGUAGCAUACUAUGAUACUUUUUCUUCCAAAUUGCACUUAAUGAUGGAUAUUGUAGAGACAAGUGACUUCCAGUUUCUCAAGCGAGUGCAAGAACAGAUAAACCCAGAUAUCAUUGUCACUAGCUCUAAACAAGAAGAGAGAUUUAUAGCUGUUUUACAAGGCAAAGAAGGGGAGAACAAUGAUGAACAACUGUGUCAACAAACAGAUGUGGAAGUACUUCCUGCCAUUGACUUUACUGUGGAUGCUUGCAAGAGGAGGAUCAUAGCAUUAAAUGGUCUUCCUGGAAUGCCACAGCACUUUACAGACAUGGAGCGGACAAUAUACAUGACCUCACUAGUGCCAUUUGAUAAUGUCAAUAUGGUUCGUGCAGCAGGGGCUUUGUUGAAGUAUUUGGAGAAGAAGCGAUUUGGACAGGAGCUUGAAGACCCUGAUGUACAUGUACCAAUACUAGACCUUGUGGUCUUUUCUAUUGAUGACAUGGUCAUUGUGGACGAUAACACCUAUAGUGCUCUUCAGAUCUUCCAAAAGGAAUCCCACCCCUCUGUGUACAAGUCUGGGACCAGCUCUAAGGAAGGUCUUUCUCUAUUCGGUGUACUAAACAGGACUCGCUCAGCGCUAGGAAGCAGAUUACUAAGAAUGUGGUUUCUUCGCCCUACUCGUGACAUACUGGUUCUCACCGAGAGGCAAAAGGCGAUCACAUUUUUCACUACACCCCGGAAUAUAGAUCUUAUUGCAUCCCUUCAAGACUGCCUAAAAAAUGUAAAGAAUGUAUCGCGUAUACUUGUCAGGAUGAAAACAGCUCAAGCUUCAAUAACAGACUGGCAAGCUCUAUACAAGACUGUCUAUAACGCUAUGUACAUCGCCGAUCUGUGCAGAACAAUCCCCUCGGAGAUCGCCAUAGCGAAAAAGAUUACUGUUCUUGUUACGCAAGACCUUCACAACAUCGCCAGUCUGAUCAAUACUAUUAUUGACUUUGAUGACUCAACGGAGCAGAACCGGUUCGUUGUCAAACCUGGAGUUGACCCCGCCCUGGAUGAACGUAAAAGAACGUACAACGGUCUUCCUGACUUCAUGACAAAAGUCGCACGCAAGGAGCUCAAUAAACUCAAUCCAUCUAUUGUUGAAUGCAAUGUCAUCUACUUACCACAGCUGGGAUACCUUUUAGCUGUUCCGCGUACCACUGAGAUGAAGGAGGAAAAGGAUUUUGAGAUGGAUGGAUUAGACUUUGUGUUUCUUUCGAACAACAUGGUGUAUUACAAGAGCGCAAGCACAAGAGAACUCGACUCUCUCCUGGGUGAUACGCAGUGCGAGAUAACAGAUCACGAGACAGCGAUAAUGCAUCGACUGCAAAGCACCAUCCUAGAGCGCACAAAGGUCUUGCUGGAUGUCAUGGAAUGCACUGCUGAGCUCGACUGCCUGAUCUCUCUAGCAGUGUCUGCCCGCGAGAAUAAUUACGUUUGUCCGGAGAUAACUACAAAAUCCAUCCUGCAUAUUACUGGAGGAAUGCAUCCGUUACAAGAGCUUUGCGUGAGCCAGUUUGUACCGAACGAUACUGCAAUCAAUGAGGACAGUGGUAGGGUGGUAAUACUAACGGGACCCAACGCCAGUGGAAAAAGUGUCUACUUGAAGCAAGUAGGACUGAUCGUUUUCCUGGCGCAUAUCGGCAGCUUUGUUCCUGCUGAAUCAGCAAUCAUCGGAGUCACAGACCGCCUGUUUACCCGAAUACACACGCGUGAGACCGUUUCUGUCGGAUUAUCUACCUUCAUGAUUGACCUUAAUCAGGUUGCCUCAGCCAUUCAGUCUGCCACUGAUAAGUCACUCGUGCUAAUAGAUGAAUUUGGCAAAGGCACUGCUACAGUAGAUGGGCUUUCAUUGUUAUGUGCAACUUUGCGCCAUUGGCUGGCCUCUAGCAGCAAGUGCCCAAAGACACUUGUUUCAACGCACUUCCACAGCCUCAUCAGACAAAAGCUUCUUCCGGAUAUCCCCAUUUUGAGGUUUCAGACUACUGAGGUGAUUCAAGACGGCAAAGAGUUGGUUUUCCUGUACCACUUGGUAGAUGGACACGCAAAGACUAGCUAUGCUUCACACAUUGCCGCGCUUGCAGGAAUGCCGGAACACCUGGUCAAGAGAGGGACAGAGGUGUCGGAGCUUGUGCGAUGCAACGAGCCAGUUCAAAGGAUUGACAGUAUAAGCUCUGAAACACAGCAAAAGAGGUUUGCCGCCAUCGUUAAUGGCUUCCUUUCUCUGGAUCUCGAGAGAGACAACCUCCAUGGGUUUCUCGCAGAUUUUGUCACUCCUGUCAGCGAAGAACGAUGAUGUCAUCACCCAUUGGUCACCAAGCCCCACCCCGAGUGGGGCUUUUUCAUUAAAAAAACAAAACAAUAAUAAAAAAAAAAUUGAAAAGCUCAUAUUUUUCAUUUUUUUUAUUUUUCAUUAAAAAAAAAAACAAUAAUAAAAAAAUUGAAAAGCUCAUAUUAUAGAGGUUUAACGGGAAAAUUUUGGGGGGGAAAGCUCAUAUUAUAGAGGUUCCACGGGUUUAUUUGUUUAUUUUUUAUUCCAUCGAACAGCAAUGAUUUCAUUAGGAAAAUGUAAAUUGAUUGUGACUAUUUUAAAGAUGAUGACGAGGAACUAGGAUAACAUUCUGAAUCUACUUAUAAUCAGCGUACCUCUGUAACUUACAGCUAGAUUAGUGAUUAAACCAUACAGAAUACUAAAAA
Messenger RNA from Nematostella vectensis (starlet sea anemone), 4201 nucleotides. Its product is annotated as mutS protein homolog 5. Lineage: Eukaryota; Metazoa; Cnidaria; Anthozoa; Actiniaria; Edwardsiidae. The coding region runs from base 1059 to 3800 and encodes 913 amino acids. Gene Ontology annotation, biological process: mismatch repair; chiasma assembly. The transcript has 27 exons. Gene Ontology annotation, molecular function: mismatched DNA binding; ATP-dependent DNA damage sensor activity; ATP binding. Gene Ontology annotation, cellular component: nucleus. The record is from RefSeq and is a predicted model, not a curated record.